CGAUCGUGACUGUCACUUAUUUCGGGCCGAAUAUUAUCCUUCGAAAAACAGAAGAGCGUCUAAAAAUGGCUACAGACUGUGGGGACGGUGAUUACCUCCGUGCAUACCGCCGGUUUUUCGUGAAUUUCGUCGCCGAUGUUGACCCCGAUGAUCAGCUGCCUGUCAAAGUGAGCACUUACGAUCUCACGGAAGCUGAGAUUAGCGGCGAGAUUAUUGACUGGACGUUACAAUACCUCAAUCAACAGUGCUGUCCACCUAGCCUACAAUCGUACCUGGUCCACCUCGUUAUGGAGGAGGUGAAACUGUUGUGCAGUAAACAACCGGAAACAUGCGGCUGGCGAGUCCAGGAGAACACAUUCGCUCCCCUGGGGCUCAUGCACGCGGUCACUAACAAGGUCAACGAGAUCUGCAUGCGGUAUCUCGACAACAGCAGACUGGCAUUACUGCCACCACCUCCUUCGACCCCAAUUCCGCUUGUCUCGAGAUGCGCGAUUAAAAACAGCAGACGGAAAAUGGAAGAUAGACACGUCGUCAUACACGACUUGCACACAUUAUUCAGUAUUCAGGAUGACUCCGUGGGUAAUUACUACGCGGUGUUCGACGGCCACGCCGGACAAGAUGCUGCGGUUUAUUGCGCGGCGCAUCUUCAUCAGUAUUUAGCAGAGAGUAUUCAUUAUCCUACAGAUCCCGAACGUGCCUUGCGGGACGCUUUUCUCACCACCGAUGCACAUUUCAUCGAAAAAUCAAACAAACAGAAUCUCAACAGCGGUACGACCGCAGUAUGCACUUUAGUGUUAAAUAGAAAGCUCUACGUAGCCUGGGUCGGCGAUUCCCAAGCAGUACUUGCGAGGCGGGGCCAAAUUACUCAGCUCGUGAAUCCGCACAAACCAAACAGAGAUGACGAAAGGGAGCGUAUCAUCGAUAUGGGAGGAACGGUUAUGUACUGGGGAACAUGGCGAGUCAACGGACAGCUCGCAGUAUCGAGGGCGAUAGGUGACGUACAGCACAAACCCUACGUAACCGGGGAUCCGGAUAUAAGGUGCAUCCCCUUCGACGGAACGGAAGACUUUUUAAUCGUCGCAUCGGACGGUCUCUGGGACUUCGUAAACGAGGCUCAGGCGACGACGCUGGUCUACGAACAACUGCGAGAAGAUCCACGUGACAUCGAAGCGGUCAGUCAGCGUUUGGCGUCGUUCGCGAGGAGCCAAGGGUCCAUCGACAACAUAUCAACGAUAGUCGUAUUUCUGACGAACCCCCGUCAGAUAGCUUCCCGUCAUCCCUCAUCUCACCCGCUGCUCGCGGAUGUUCAACUGAACAACAUGGAGUCGACGAAUCCGUUUCUCAGCAACGCCAACGGCCUCCAAUACGACGUGAAUCCGUUCGGCAAACAGCAGCAGCAGCAGCAGACGAACGGCAGCUGCGCCGAAAAUGACGAGAAUUUCCACAAUCGCGGCAAUCCGAUGGAUUCGCCGAGCAACGGCGGUAAGCACGGAAACGGUACCGACGAUUACGAGAACAACGCGGGUAUGAGUCCCGACGACGACGACGACGACGACGACGAAGACGACGACCUUGGCCCCGAAACCGACGUGGACGCCGUCGACGAGGGUAUCGAAACCCACGCACCUCCUCCUCCCCUCGUCGACGAGAAUUCCUCCCGGGAGCUUUUCCAGGAAAAGCACGACGACGGAGAGAAUUUGGACACGGCUCGGGAUCACUUCGACGACCCCGAGGAAAAGAAACUACCGGAUACCCGGAACGCUCCAGAGGGUGAUCAGCAUGCACUGAUUCCCGAGGCAGAUAAUGUAGCGGACAGCGAGGACUCUGAGGACGAGUGGAAUUAUUAUCCCAUAAGUAAGCAGAAGGAACGAUCCGCUCCUGCGGAGGUUGCCGACCGCAAAGACGACAAGGUUAUCACGGGGGAAGAAGCUGCGAACGAAGAAAUCAACGAUCAAAUUGAAAAUCAAUUGUCCGAUACCGCUGGCCUUGGUGCGGGCGAUUUUUCAAAGGAAGAAAAAAUCGAACAACCCGAGCUAAUUGAAACCGAUAUUUGUGCCAAACCGAAACCGCACGAAGAGAUCGGCGGAGUGGAACAAGACGACAUGGACUUCCAGUUGAAUCCUAACGCGGCGGAAUUCGUGCCGGUUUCGCCGCCGAAGUCGCUCACGUCCAGGGUGAAUUUGAAUCAAGAUUUUCUGCUCUCCGGAUCGCCGCAAAAACAAACUCCGGAAGUAAACGACAUUCCCGUACCUACCCAGGGUGACUUCCAGACUGAAAUAUCGCUACGACCCCACGAAACCGAAUGCCCCAACGGCGAAUCAACCAAAGAGUUGCCUCAGACCGACUUUUCCGAGUAUCUGAUGGAUCGUUUGAAGAGCAGCAACGGCAUACCUCCCGAAUUGGACGAGUCCGAAAUAUCAUCCACGAGGGCUGAGUUCGGCGAUGAAUCCACCAUGAGUUUCAUGACCGCGCCGGAUCUGCAGAGAACUGGUAUUUCCGUCGCCGACGACUCCUUCACCGGAUCGGACCGCGAAGAAUACGACAUAGCCAAGGAUCCUAUGGCCAUGUCGUUCACCCCGGGUGAUUUCCAAGCGGCUUUCGAGGCCGAGUGCGACCUCAACGUCGUUCAUCAGUUGAACGACUCCGACCUAGUCGUCGAAGAUGACCUCGCCGGUUUGCGCGACGAAGAAGGUCGCACACCGCAGUCCCCCGAUCUUCAUCCGGAGCUCACGACUCUCGUCACACCGGACACCGACCAUCCUCCUCCGACAACUGCGUUCCCAGUAAGUACGGGUGACAAGAUGCCGGACAUUGUAGAUGAUAACCGCGAGACGGUCGAACGCGAACCUUCCACCGUAUCGAAAUCCGAUUCGCCCGAGCCGUUCAUCGAAAACGAAGCAGGCGUAGCUUCCGGUUUGGUGGAGAUAAUUCCAUCCGUCGAUACAGGGGCCAGCUGUGUCUUGGCUCCGUCGCCUUCCGCCGACAAAGAUUCCAAUACUUUGGACGCACGAGCUUCAGAUACGUCCUCCGCGUUGGACGCUGGUGUCGAGCCAGAGCCGGCGUUGCAACCGUUCUGUACCAUUACCAACAAAACCGAGCCAUUGAUUCCUUCGCCAACGGAGGAAGCUGAAGUUAUGGCUUCGCACGAGGGCGCGCCGAACGUUGCUUCGGAAGUAGCUUCGUUGUUAGGGGAGGAGAUUUCAUCACCGUUGCAGGUCGCUUCGCCCCCCUCCGAUACCGCAAUCCAGGAUUUCGAAAGGACGCUAACUCCUACGGCCGAGGCGAUUCAGUCUGGCCCCGAAAACGUUUCCGCUGUUUCCGACUUCGAUCCGUUUUCAGUGGUGGAAUCUUUCGCGAAAGAUUCCACGCCGAUGUUCGGUGCAGAAACGGGGAGUAACGGCGUAACCGACACAUCACCCCUGCCGCAAAUCCGAUCGUCCUUCAACGAGGAACUUCAAAGUUCACCCGACGAGAAUUUCAAACUUGUUUUGGAUCAGACGGAAAUCAACGAAUCAAGCUCGGUAUCUAGGCACGAAGAAAAUCUAUUCGACGUCGAAACUCAGCCAGCCGAAAAACUCGGCGCUUUCGAAUCGUUGUCCACUGAGAACUCGGUCAAGGAAACUCUCUCGAGUCAAAAUGUUUUCGACGUUGCUCAACCGCCAUUCAGCACUACGACGUUCUCGCGGAAUUAUUUGGCAGAUGAGGUGAAUCUGGAGAAAGAAGAAUCUUGCCAAUUGUCGUUGCAGCAGCAAUCGACCGAGGAGGUUUCGCUACCGCGAGAAGAAAAACAGCUCGAAGCUGUCUCUGGGACAGAAAUCGACGCUCAUGAGGAUAUUUCGGUACCUGCGGAUGCGCCCCUUCCUCAGGAAACGGAGGCGCCCCUUCCUCAGGAAGACUCGAAGACUCCGGAUACCCUUGCGCACGAAGAACCGACGAUUGUCGCGCCCAUCAUGAACUUGUCCGCGUCCAUGCAAGAGUUUACCGGUCUCGAGCAACAGUUGAAUCCGGAACCAAGUGCCCCCUUGUUGAACGGAGAUGCUUCGGAUGUGGAUACAAAGUUAGAAUCUCAAAGCCCAGCCGUUGAAGCCACGGAAAAUCUCAGUGAACAGGAAAUACCGUCAGAGGAUAGUACCGCGAAAACCGAAGUGGUGGAAAAAAUUGAAGAAAUGGAGAAAACAGAGCGAAAGACUGCGGAAUCCGUUGGCCCGCCACUGGUUGCGGUGGCUGCUGCGGCGGCAGCUAUCGGCACGGCAACAGUGGCUGCCGCGGGUGCUACCAAAACUGCGAAAGCGAAACCUGGAGCGAAGGCAGCUCCUAGAACUCCCACGGCGACCAAAACAACGAAUAAAUCAACGCCCUCGUCACCCACGAAAGCCGCGACUUCGACUCAACGGGCAGCAGGCACCGCAGCGUCGAAAAAGCCGGCUGUAGGCUCGGUAUCUCGACCGAAGCAAUUGGAGACCACUGCGAAAACAUCCGUGACGAGUGCAACGAGCAAAUCACUGGCGCCGAAAUCGGCCAGUUUGACUAAAACGACAACAGCGUCAAAAACAGCGAGUCCGCGCAGUAGCAGUUUAACGGCAUCCAAAACGAGACCAAUCGGUACGGCUUCCAAAACCGCUCCCUCAGCUACGGGUGACAAAAAACCAAUAACAAACGGCGAUGCGAAACCGCCGAGCAAACCGACUGCUCCGAAGCCAGCCACUCGAUCCAUACCCGGCGCAGCACCUGCCGCUCCAAAAGCAUUGACCAAAACAACGACGACCGCGCGUACAACUUCGAGUGCUACCACCGGAACAACGAGAUCGAGACCAUCUUCCGGUGCCGCUGCAAAACCGAAACCAGCGACAACGGGGGGGGCAUCGGGUGCGGGUGCGACCGCGCCCAUAUCUCGACCAAAAACGGCUCCGUCUUCGACAGCACCCUCGGCCGCCGGUGCAACCAAGCCGAGAGCGACUCUUCCGAAGUCACCGGCAACCGACAAACAAACCAAGGAAACGACGAACAAACAAUUAUCUUCUGCCCGCACGAAUACUUCUGCGGGGGCGAAAACCGGUCGACUUUCAGCGACGACGACAACAACCGCCAAGCGUAGUCUGACCAAUAAAAAUCCCCCGUCGGCAGCGGCUGCUGCGGCUCAGCCUCAGAAGAAACCAGCCCCCAUAACUAGACCGGGAGGUAAACUGUCAUCCUUAGCAAAGAAUACGACAAAAACAACAAUCACGACUACGACUAAAACGGAGGUGAUACAGAACGGAGUCUCGGAGAUACACGAGAAGCAAGAAGUUAUAACGAGUAAUAUCACCCAGGAAGACGUACCGCAGAAAGAUGUUUCCCCUUUGACAUCGUCGACUGAUAAUCAGCUCAUCAUGACUGCCGAUUGAAUAUCGUUAUCACGAUGAGAUCAAUGACACAAGGACCAUCGCGCGUCAGCGUAAAAUUGGAGAUAUAUAGCUUGCGCUACGGUACGCCGCGCCACUAAUUUUCUUAUGAGUUUAAAAGGUGAAUUUAAAGAGGAAAAAAAAAAAAAACGAAAAAAAAAAACACAAAAAAAAAUCCAAUGCAUUCACAGUAGUAGAUAGGAAAGUAAAGGAUAAAAUUUAUAUAUUAUACAAUUACGUCAUACGAAUAUACGAAUAUAAUAUAAAUACUCUACAUACAUACAACACACCAUAUAUCUCUGGCACAUAAAAUACCACACGUAAGCGAAUCGAAACACGGACAUCAAUGAUUUAUUUAUGUAUAUUUAUGUAUGCACACAUAUGUAUAUUCAUACACAUUUUUCUCAUAUGCGUGUGUAUGUAUACAUAUUUACAUCGAUUGAUGUUUAUUGAAAUUAAAUUUGAAAAGAAAGAACAGAAACAAAACCUUACCCAUUUAUAAUUAAGAGAAUUAUUUAAGUAAAUACAUACGAUAUAUACCACAAAAUAAAUAUUAUCGCUUUGACUGCUUCGGUGUGCUGUGAAGUUGCAUUGAUUGAUAAUUUGAGAAUCGCGGUGAAGAUGAAUUGAAGGAUGAAAAGAAGGCUUGAAAGUUUCGUUGUGUAAAUAAUUUUUGAGAGAAGAGUAAGAAAAAGAAAAAAAAUUAAAUAACAUUAAAAAAAAAUUUAAAAAAAAGAAACAAAACAAAACAAUAUUAUGCGGUGCUCUUUAACGGUACGAGCGCGGUAUUAUUAUUAUUAUUACUAUUACUAUUAUUAUUAAUAUUAAUAUGAUUAAAGUAUAGUAAAGAAAAAAAGAUAUCGAAAGAGAGAGAAAAUGAUCGAAAAAAACUAAUAAAAAAAAAAAAAGAAAAGGAAAUCAUAAUACUUGACUGUAAGAGCUACCCCCGUUAUUAUUAUUAUUACGAUUAUUAUUGUUGCGCGAAUUUUAAUCUCCGUAAGUAACACCUGACUACGUUUUACCCACGGAUUUAUUUCGAAAGAAAGAAAGAAAGUAAUAAUUAUCAGAAAAAAAGAAAAAAAAAACAAAUGUAAAGAAAUGAAUAAAAACAGCGCAAUGAAUAUCGAGAUGGUGAAAAUUUAUUAUCAAUAAUGCGACAGAAAACCGAAAGGUUUUCUCGUUAUUAUUAUUUUUCUUUUUUAAAAAACAUUUUUUAAUUUUAUAUGUGCAUGUUAUAUUUGAUAAUUAAUCAUCGUAUAUCGUAUAUUAUUAUAUAUGUAAUUCUAAAUAAUUAAUAUGAAACUCCUAUUUAUUUUGUUUGUUCCUACUGAAGUUGAGUACAUACAGAUUAUUAUUUUCGUCACCAUACAUAUAAUAUACGUACUACCAUCUGUGUACAGCACCUUUAUGAUUUAAUGUGAUACCUUAUUGAUAAAUAAAUAAAUGAUUAAAUUCGAACAGUAUGAAAAAAAAAAAAAAAGGAAGAGAGAAAUAAAUUACAACGGCAAAACAAAGUGUGUAAUGAAGUUUAUAUUAAAAUAACAACAAAAAAAAAGAAAAAAAAACACGUUGAGAAAAAUAUACAUACGUAUGUAGAUA
Messenger RNA from Athalia rosae (coleseed sawfly), 6980 nucleotides. RefSeq names its product mucin-5AC-like. Gene Ontology annotation, biological process: negative regulation of protein kinase activity; protein dephosphorylation. Bases 66 to 5384 code for a protein of 1772 amino acids. The record is from RefSeq and is a predicted model, not a curated record. The transcript is spliced from 10 exons. Gene Ontology annotation, molecular function: cation binding; protein serine/threonine phosphatase activity. NCBI's taxonomy places the organism in Eukaryota, Metazoa, Arthropoda, Insecta, Hymenoptera, Athaliidae.